This is a messenger RNA of Dacryopinax primogenitus, 1305 nucleotides long. RefSeq names its product kinase-like protein. The record is from RefSeq and is a predicted model, not a curated record. Gene Ontology annotation, cellular component: nucleus; cytoplasm. NCBI's taxonomy places the organism in Eukaryota, Fungi, Basidiomycota, Dacrymycetes, Dacrymycetales, Dacrymycetaceae. Gene Ontology annotation, molecular function: protein serine/threonine kinase activity; ATP binding. The coding region runs from base 1 to 1305 and encodes 434 amino acids. The transcript has 4 exons. Gene Ontology annotation, biological process: protein phosphorylation; intracellular signal transduction.
AUGUCUCAUCGGCACAUCUUCAACGCACUCAACCAGACCUUCAUCGUCGACUCAGAGUACGACUUUGUCAAGGAACUCGGCCAGGGUGCCUAUGGAUGUGUCGUCGCUGCACGCCAUCGUCGUUCAGGCGAAGGGUGCGCAAUCAAGAAGAUUACCAAUAUCAACACAAAGCGUAUCCUAACCAAGCGCUGUCUGCGGGAGAUCAGGCUGCUCCACCACUUUAGGGGGCACAAGAACAUCACUUGCUUGUAUGAUAUGGAUAUCGUCUAUGAGCCCAAUGGCGACUACAACGAGGUCUACCUGUACGAGGAGCUGAUGGAGGCAGAUCUGCAUGCGAUCAUCCGAUCUGGUCAGCCGCUCUCCGAUGCCCACUUCCAGUCCUUUAUCUACCAAACCCUCUGUGGGCUCAAAUACAUCCACAGCGCCAAAGGGCUCCACCGCGAUCUCAAACCUGGCAACCUUCUCGUAAACGCCGACUGCGAGCUGAAGAUCGGCGAUUUUGGACGUGCGAGGGGUUGGCAGCCCGGACUGGGCAUACAGCAGCAGAACAAUAGGGGCCAGGAGGGGUUCAUGACUGAGUACGUCGCGACGAGGGGAUAUCGUGCGCCGGAGAUCAUGUUGAGCUUUGCUAACCAUGGGCCGCCAAUCGAUAUCUGGAAUGUGGGAUGUAUCCUUGCCGAGCUUUUGGGCGGGAAGCCGAUCUUCAAGGGCAGGGAGUGCGUCGACCAGUUGAACCAAAUCCUGCACUACCUUGGCACGCCAUCCGAGGACACGCUGCGCCGCGUUGACUCCCCUAGGGCGCAGGACUACAUCCGUUCCCUGCCUAUCAAACCCCGUAUCCCCUUCCAAUCCCUCUACCCGCACGCGAACCCUCUGGCUAUCGACCUCUUAAGCCAGAUGCUCUGCUUCGACCCUGCCAAGCGUAUUUCCUGCGAGAAAGCGCUUGAGCACCCGUACCUCGCCGUAUGGCACGAUACGGCGGACGAGCCGCUCUGCAGCCAGACAUUCGACUUUGCCUUUGAAAAAGUAGACGACAUGCCAGGGAUGAAGCAGCUCAUUAUAGAGGAAGUGAACUCCUUCCGCGCCCUGGUGCGUUCCCAGGCUAGGCAGCAAUUGCAGGCUAGGAAACAGGACUCGCUUCCUAUCCCGAUCAGGGACGAUAUCCUUGCCAGCCCGGUAAAUGAAAACGAGGGUACGAGCGGGUAUACGUUCCCCCACCCUAGCGCGCCCGGCCCCAGCGGAGGGAUGGUCGAAGAGCCCGGGGCGGAGCUGGACAAGGAACUCGGAGGGUAUGGACAGCGUUGA